Laccaria bicolor S238N-H82 is the source of this 1512-nucleotide messenger RNA. RefSeq names its product ammonium transporter (gene LbAMT2.3c). Gene Ontology annotation, biological process: ammonium transmembrane transport. The transcript has 8 exons. The coding region runs from base 1 to 1512 and encodes 503 amino acids. The record is from RefSeq and is a predicted model, not a curated record. Gene Ontology annotation, cellular component: plasma membrane. Lineage: Eukaryota; Fungi; Basidiomycota; Agaricomycetes; Agaricales; Hydnangiaceae. Gene Ontology annotation, molecular function: ammonium channel activity.
AUGGAUUUAAUACGUGCUGUCUCAACAAACUCAUACGAUCGGGGGGAUCUCUCUUUCAUUAUCAUUUCUGGAGCGAUGGUCUCUUUUAUGAUACCUGGGCUGGCCUUUCUUUAUUCCGGCCUGUCCCGGCGCAAAAGUGCUCUUUCACUGAUAUGGGCUGUAUCGGCAAGUAACGCUGUCGUCGUCUUCCAGUGGUUCCUUUGGGGUUAUUCCUUGGGUUUUUCACCCACAGCCACCAGUGGUUUUGUUGGAAACCUAAGAAAUUUCGGCCUCAUGAAAGUAUUGGGAGAACCAUCUCCAGGAACACCGCUGCUCCCCGACAUCCUAUACAGUUUUUUUCAGAUGGAGUUUGCUUGCGUCACGGCAGGCAUUUUAGUAGGGGGCGUCGCUGAGCGUGGCAGAGUCAUGCCUGCAAUGGUCUUCAUUUUUAUAUGGAUGACCCUCGUAUAUUGUCCUCUAGUCUGUUGGGUAUGGAGCGCUAAUGGGUGGGCCGCUAAGUGGGGUGUUCUCGAUUUCGCAGGCGGAGGUCCAGUCGAGAUUGGCAGUGGUAUGGGUGGCCUUGCGUACUCGUGGGUUCUUGGCCGAAGACAAAAGCGGGAAUUAAUCAAUUUCCGACCUCAUAACGUUUCGUUGGUUGGACUUGGCACUUCGUUGCUAUGGUUUGGGUGGAUCGGCUUCAACGGAGGUAGCGCCUUCGGAGCAAACCUCCGCGCCAUUUUCGCAGUUUGGAAUUCGAUGAUAGCCGCCGCCUUUGGAGGGAUCGUCUGGUGUUUGCUGGAUUACCGAAUCAACCGGCGCUGGAGUAUGGUGGGCCUUUGCUCUGGAACUAUUGCCGGUCUGGUGGCAGCAACCCCGUCUUCGGGUUAUCUGCAUCCAUGGGCGUCUGUCAUCGUCGGCGUCGUAUCUGGAGUUUUGUGUAAUUUUGCAACGAAAUUGAAAUUUCUGUUCCAUGUCGAUGACGCAUUGGACCUUUUCGCUGAACACGCCAUAGGUGGAAUUAUUGGACUCCUGUUCAACUCUUUCUUCGCCUCUUCAACGAUCAUGGCAAUGGACGGCGUGACCACCGCCGUUCCCGACGAAUGGGUAAAGCAGCUGUAUAAACAAUUUGCUUACAUAUGUGCUACGUCCGCCUACACUUUCGUCUUCACCGCCCUUAUAGCCAAGACCGUGGACGCCAUUCCCGGUCUGAGCCUGCGGUGUACGAAACAAGAAGAGAUUCUUGGUAUGGAUGAAGUCGAGAUUGGAGAGUUCGCCACGGAUUAUAUUGAAAUUCGCCGGGACGUCACAGACAAAACAUUCUUUUUGGAAGAGUUGAAGAAGCGAAAGUCAUUUGUCGUGACGGCCGAAAUGCAUGAGCUGCCAAAACUUUCCUCUAAAAACCCCACGGCAGAACAACAAGCGAAUUAUAGUCCUCACCAGGAUGACUCCAAAUCCAAUUUUUCUUGUCAAAACGAUCCGAACCAAAUCCAAGAGGUCGACAUUGAAAAGCUCAGUCACUAUGUCGUUGCCUGA